Liolophura sinensis is the source of this 1185-nucleotide messenger RNA. RefSeq lists its product as uncharacterized. Bases 6 to 428 code for a protein of 140 amino acids. The record is from RefSeq and is a predicted model, not a curated record. The transcript has 4 exons. NCBI's taxonomy places the organism in Eukaryota, Metazoa, Mollusca, Polyplacophora, Chitonida, Chitonidae.
GAAACAUGGUGCUCUCCAACGUGCUCUUUCUUGUUUUUGUCUUCGGAGGCGCGUGGGCCUUCAGGAAAGAAGAAUGGCUCGCGGAACUACAGGACAUCUUCAACCGUUAUGGAGCUGACGUAGAGAAGCACGAGUUUAACGCCACGUCGGAGUUUUACACAGAAACGGCUGUCGUCCUCCCUCCAGAUCUACACGCUAUUCACGGCAGGGAAGAAUUCCCGAGUUACAUAGGCCAGCAUGGUGAGUCGGGGGACAUUUUGACAGUGAUUGACAUACUGGAAUACACCCAGGAAUUUGCGGUAGCUUGGGCUGAACUCAAAGAGCUGUACGACGAUGGACGUAUUCUAAAGGGAAAGUACGUGUGCUUGCUAAAGAAAGUUGAUGGAAAAGCUCUCGUUGAGAUGGAGAUCUGGAAUUACAAUUCCUGAACUGUUCAUCACGUUGAUUUUUGUAACUGUCAGUAUGGAAGAAUUCAAAUGCAGUUUUGUACAAUACCAACAGCUGAAGGCAAACUAAUGAGGCGACGGUAGCGGUAAGAUUACGACCCUUUCCUUUAUGAAUAUGAACGAAACACGUCUAACCGUAAUCCUAACCCUAUCUCCUAAUCCGAACACUAACCCCAACCCUAAAACAUAUUUCCAGUGAUGACGUGUUUCAUUAAUAUUCAUGAAUAAGUCACGCCUACCCGGAGAAAAGGUUGGAAUCUUACCACUACAACCAGUCUCCCAGAGUUAUCGCCAGGCCCUUGGCCAUUGACAAAUCCAGCCUUUCUAAGUCAAGAUUUUUGUCAGGUGAACGUAACUGACUCGUACCUGGUGAACGUAACUGACUCGUACCUGGUGAACGUAACUGACUCGUACCUGGUGACUCACUUUGAGCACUCCGAUUUCCUCUAUCCAUAAGCCUGACUGCUGUCACAUACAUGUAACUUUUUAUGAUAGAGUUAAAGAUCAGUCAAAUAAAUAAAUGAAUGAAAUAGGAAGAGGUUUGAUAUUUGUAAGGGCUACGUCUUGGCAGCUCUCUUCCAUGUCACUUCAGGAAAAAGUUCAUAACUUAUCAUUCAUCCAUUUUCUUUUAUGAGGCCUCUGUGGCUCUAAUGACCUAGAAGCCUCUCAUCAAUGCGGACACUGUGACUUCCGGCCAGCAACCGUCGUAUAAGUGAAAUAUUCUUGAGUACAGCGUAAA